AUGGUGUACCGCAUAAACAAGAACGCCCAACACAGCAGCGCGACAUCGGCCUCCAAGGAAAGGAACGCCACCAAGGGGGGCAAGGGGGACAAGGGGGAUAAGGCGUACAAAGGGAAGGACCCACAUAAGGAGGGUCAUAAGGACCCACACAAAGAGGGCCAUAAGGACCCACAUAAGGAGGGUCACAAGGACAUCCACCAGUGGUACAUCGAAAACAACAUCGAGCAGAAAAAAAAAAACCCGGAAAUCGAAAAGGACAAAAAUGCCUACUUCGAAGACACGGAGGUCGAGAAAAACGUGGAGGAGUACAUAAGCGUAGUGUGCAGAAUAAAAAACGACAUCAGUGAGAAGGAAAACGGAGAAGAAAAACAAAGCAACGAUAUAGAUGUUAUCAAAAAGGUAGCCAAAAAUAAGCUAGUCAUAGAUACAUGCCCAAUGGGAAACAAAAAUAAUGGACUCAAUUUAGAAUAUACAUACGAUCGAGUCUACGAUAUUGAAAAUAAUAAUCACAUGAUUUUUAAUGACUAUAUUAAGCAUAACAUAAAAAAUAUUUUUCAAGGAAUUAACUGCAGCAUAAUGGCAUAUGGACAAACAAACAGUGGGAAAACCUACACCAUGUUGGGAAAUUUCGAAUACUUAAAUAAUUUAUUUCACCUUUGUAAGGAAAACCAAAACAAAAAAAUGGGAUGGUCAGUCGAUAACGACAUUGCUAUCACUUAUGAAGAACUGACCAACUGUAUAUCGAAUGAACCGAACUAUGUAGGACUCAUUCCUCAUUGCAUAAAUUACAUUUUUAAUUAUAUAAGUUAUCACAGAAGUGAGAAGGAACCACCGAAUGGGCUAAAAGAAUUUGUUGUUACUAUGUCCAUUCUUGAAAUUUACAACGAAAUAAUCUAUGACUUGAUCAGCGGAGAAAGUAACCUCUCUGUUCAUAUGAUCGAUGCAGACAAAAAUGAAUUCGUCAUUAAAAAUUUGAAAGAGGUAGAAAUUGAAAAUGUUAUCAAUGCUCUUCAUUAUUUGGAGGAAGGAGUGAACAAUAGGAAAAUAGCCUUUACACAUAUGAACAAGGCUUCCUCUAGAUCUCACCUUAUUUUUAUUAUAAAAAUUAAUAGGUAUAUUCACUCUACCAAUACGGUGAGGUGUGGGAAGCUGUGUCUUGUUGAUUUGGCUGGAAGCGAACGACUUAAACAGACAAAGGCUACUGGUUCUGUCAAAAUAGAAACCACCAUGAUUAAUAAAAGUUUGACUGUACUCAGUAAGGUUGUAAAUGCCUUGGCUGUGAUGCAGAUUAAGGAGAAAAUGGACAAGGCAGGCAAAGAGAAGCCGCCCCCUGAUCAUGUUUCCCCCCCGGUGGAAGCCUCCACUGCAGUGCCUACCGAUGCUGUUCCAGCUGGGGACGAAUCGGCAGGGAAGGAAGACCACACGGAGGGGCACAAACCAAGCGGGUCCAACGCAACGAAGAAGGCCAAUGUGCACAUCCCCUACCGAGACUCCAAACUCACAAGGGUGCUCUCGGACAGCUUGGGCAACAACUGCAAGAGUAUACUAAUCUGCACCGUGUCGUCAAAGCUGCACUACCUGAACGAAACCGCCUCCACCAUCAAAUUCGCACAGAGGGCUAAAAUGGUGAAAGCCAAGCCAGUGGUGCGCGAAGAAAAAAUGGAAACAAAACAUGACAAGGAAAACUACCAUAGCAAAAAGGAGGGAAGCGAAAGCGAGCAUAGUCUUAAGGAGAAAGCAGCAGACAUCUUCGUCAACUUCAAUAAAAACCAUAUUACCAAGGAUAUGAUUUUCUUCUCCUUUAGUCUCUGCAUUUUUAGCUACAUCUGUGGGUUCAAGAGCACUGGUAAGGUGAAAUAUCUCGACUUUUUCAUCGAGUCAUACAAGAACAAAAUUGACAUAAUAAAAGAUCAACUCAGCAAAGAGGGUACAGACACCAACGAUGUUAACGAGUGCAUACUGAAGACAUUCGAUGAGCUGAAACUUCUAACAGAGGAGGAAAAGGAGAGGUACUUAAAGACCCAACAGGCGAAGCUGCAAAGUAAUGACGUAGAGGAGCAAUCAGGGGCAGGAAAAAGGCACAACCACCUGCACAAACUACUGGGUAAUAGAUUCUUUGGGAAGGCAGCCAUAGCGGAUGGAAGGAAUGAGGGAGUGGCCACAGGAGGGGAAGCGGACAGGAGCGAUCCUAACGGACAAAUUGCACCUGACGCGACGCAGCUGAGCAUACUCAAAGGUGGAGCUCACGUGGAAGAAGAUGAAGAAGACGCACUAAUAGGAGACAUCCUAAUAAAAAUGAAAAACGACAUUUGCAGCAUUCUGAAAUUCAACUUAGCUAGAUUGAAAAGCAACCUAAAGGAGGAUGCGCAAAUGUUCGACGAGAUGUUGGAUAUUGUAAACAACGUGAAGGAAAAUAACAACAUUUUUUUAAUGAACGAGUUAAAUCAGCUGGGAAAGGCAGAUGCCAUGGGAAAGGCAGAUGUCAUGGGAAAGGCAGAUGCCAUGGGAAGUCACGCGGAGGGGAAGAGUCAAGUAGGAGAGAAUGAAGCGAAUAAUUCGCUUUACAAAGAAACAAAUCACCCCACAUAUGAUCCUUCCAACCCGGGAAGGGUAAAGGCAAAGGGAGAGGCUACCAAGGGGGAGGCCACCAAGGGGGCGGGUGCAAAGGAUAAACAACCCAUUGCUGAUCGGAAGGCAGACCUCAAAGGGGGAAAAAAAUGGGCCAGGUGGAAAGGAGACCACGUAGAAAAAGAUGAACAAGCAAAGCAUCCACAACAACAAAUCGAACUAUACCAACCUGAGUACUUCGCCAGAAAUAUCCUCAGUGUACACAACAUACAAAAUAUCUUCGAGUACGUGAAUAAUAACUACACCAAAUUUAUUAGCGAUUUUACUACAGACAAAAGCACCGUUUUUACAAACUUCGAUUUGAAGGAAAAUCUGGACAGGCAGAUUAUUGAGAAAAAUAAUACCAUAUAUAAUUUUAUCCACUCAGCUACCAUGUUUCAACAUAGUGGCACAUUGAAGGACCUGAACAGCAACUACUUCUUCAAUAAAAUUCAAACGGAACUGUUUAAUAAUUAUGGAAACCAUCAUAAUGCGAAUUUCAGGUGCAUACACAGCAUGCUCGAGGGGAGCGUCCACAAGGAAGACGCUGUGCGGAGUGCCAAAGGGGGGGCCAACAACACGGGCGCCCCUGCCAACGGUGGUAGCAACUAUGGCAACAAUUUGAGCGGCGAUGGGCAUGGCCCCCCCCAGCAGAAGAAGUACUUUUCCAUUAGAGACAUCCAACCCACGGACCCCUCAGACAUUCUCCACAUUACCAGCGGGAUCAAUCAAACCGUGAAAUUCGCCAGCAUCAAAGAGGGGGAAGACGGACAAGUAGUGGAAAAAUCGGUGAACUUUGCCGUCGAGGGGAACACUGCCAAUAAUAGUCAGCUGCCAUCCAGUGAGAUGAUCCCAAAAGAAAACAAACAGAAACAAUGCAGCCCACGCAACAGUAUCCGUGUCUCGCAAAAGGGACUCCAAAUGGAUGAAUUGGUAAAUUUGAUAGAAAAUGAAGACUUCAAAAAAUUGUAUGAAUAUAUUACGGACAAGGGUAACAACAAUGAGGGGGUUCAUUUUAAGGAUGGGGAGGAGUGUUCCCAUGCAGCCUUCAAAGAGCUCGAGUCCAGGAUAAAUCAGGAAAUACGGAAAAUAAAUGACUACGUGACGGUGGAUAUAUCCCCUGUGAGUGGGAGUGGGAAGACCAAGCGCGGAAGCAAGGCGAGUGGGAAAAAAAAUAAAGGCGCGAGAGCAGAAGGGAAGCGUUCCUCUAAGGGGAAUGCAAACAAAGAGGAGUGGAACAAUAGCAGUAGUGAUAAUAAUGAUUGCAAUACUGGUCAGCGUGCCUGCCAAGGAGCACUUCCCCAAAUUGGAGACACCUGUAGAAAUUUUACGGACACAAAAACAACCAAUAACUUCAAUCACACACACAUUUCCUACUUGGAAAAAAAACGAACCACUAAUUUGUUCUUCCAAAAAAUUAUUAACAUAAUUAGGAAUAUAUUUCAAAAAAAAGAAUCCCCCAAAGACCCAAUCGAAAUUAACACGUCUGACCUCAUCGAUAAUGAGCUCCUGUACAAUAAAAAGCUACUCGAAAAAAAUUUGGAUUCCUACAAUAUUCGAAAUUUUCAAAUCAAUGAUAAAAAAAUCUAUCUCCUCAACGAGUCGGAGUACGUACACCUCAGGGAGUUAAUAAAUUACAAAAACAAAAUGCUUUCCUUUUUGAAUUGCGAAUAUAGGAAGUUUAAAAUGUCACUAUCGUGA
Plasmodium cynomolgi strain B is the source of this 4308-nucleotide messenger RNA. Its product is annotated as kinesin motor domain containing protein. Gene Ontology annotation, molecular function: microtubule motor activity; microtubule binding; ATP binding. The transcript is spliced from 2 exons. The record is from RefSeq and is a predicted model, not a curated record. Lineage: Eukaryota; Apicomplexa; Aconoidasida; Haemosporida; Plasmodiidae. Bases 1 to 4308 code for a protein of 1435 amino acids. Gene Ontology annotation, biological process: microtubule-based movement.